AUGAAUACCCGGGUCGUAGAACGCGUUUCAGAAUGCUUCAUCAAACCGAAGCUCUCCACCCACGAAUCAAACCGAAUAAGCCACUUAACACCUUGGGAUAUUGCCAUGUUGUCUGCGCACUAUAUCCAAAAGGGUCUUCUCUUCAAGAAGCCUCCUUCACCACAUGCUAAUCAACGUGAUUUCAUACAGAAUCUCUUGGAGAAGCUUAAACACUCUCUUUCUCUCACCCUCUCCCAUUUCUAUCCAUUGUCCGGUUGCCUUGUCACCCACAAAACAGAACACCCUCCUUUCUAUUCUGUUUUCGUUGAUUGCACAAACAAUUUUGGAGCUAGAUUCAUCCAUGCAACGAUAGAUAUGACCAUAUCUGAUAUCCUCUCCCCAGAUGACGUCCCACCCAUUGUUCACUCAUUCUUUGACCACGAUAGAGCCCUCAACCACGAUGGUCACACCAUGCCGUUGUUGUCCAUACAAGUCACUGAAUUGCUGGAUGGUGUUUUCAUGGGUUGUUCUAUGAACCAUGCUAUUGGUGAUGGAACUUCUUUUUGGAAUUUCUUCAACACAUGGUCCGAGAUCUUCCAAGCUCAAUCUCAAGGCCAUGAACAUGAUGUUCCCAUAUCGCGCCGUCCUUUUCACAAACGCUGGUUUCCAGAUGAUUGCGUUCCACCAAUCAAUCUUCCUUUCAAACACCACGACGAGUUUAUCAGCAGAUAUGAAGCACCCUUGAUGAGAGAGAGAUUCUUCCACUUUUCAGCAGAGUCUAUAGCAAAAUUGAAAGCAAAAGCCAACUCGGAAUGCAAUACCACAAAAAUUUCUUCCUUCCAAUCACUCUCAGCACUUGUUUGGAGAUGCAUAACUCGGGCGCGGCGCUUGGCGUAUGAUGAGAGAACAAGUUGCAAGUUAGCUACGAACAACCGAACAAGAAUGGAACCGCCACUACCUCAGGAGUACUUUGGAAACUCAAUUCAUACACUGAGCGCAGGAUCAGCAACCUGGGGGGAAUUGCUUGAGAAUGGACUUGGAUGGGCAGCAUGGAAGUUGCACCUGGCUGUUAUAAAGCACAACGAUAGAGUGGUGUUGAAAUCGGUGAGAGAAUGGUUAGAGUCUCCUCUGAUAUAUCAACUUGGUCGGUAUUUUGACCGGAACUGUGUGAUGAUGGGAAGCUCACCCAGAUUCAACAUGUACGGGAAUGAAUUUGGCAUGGGGAAAGCUGUGGCAGUAAGAAGUGGUUAUGCCAACAAGUUUGAUGGAAAAGUUACGUCAUAUCCAAGCCAUGAAGGAGGAGGAAGCGUUGAUUUAGAAGUAUGUCUUUCGCCAGAUGUAAUGAGUGCACUAGAAUCCGACCAGGAGUUCAUGAAUUCAGUUUCAGUUUCCAAUCCUCACUAA
Molecule: messenger RNA, 1383 nt
Organism: Sphenostylis stenocarpa
Lineage: Eukaryota; Viridiplantae; Streptophyta; Magnoliopsida; Fabales; Fabaceae
Source: the annotation of a GenBank genome assembly